Messenger RNA from Penicillium odoratum, 1097 nucleotides. RefSeq lists its product as uncharacterized. Gene Ontology annotation, molecular function: transmembrane transporter activity. The transcript is spliced from 3 exons. Bases 90 to 1097 code for a protein of 335 amino acids. The record is from RefSeq and is a predicted model, not a curated record. NCBI's taxonomy places the organism in Eukaryota, Fungi, Ascomycota, Eurotiomycetes, Eurotiales, Aspergillaceae. Gene Ontology annotation, biological process: transmembrane transport. Gene Ontology annotation, cellular component: membrane.
AUCGGACCAAUAUCUCCAGCGCCUUGACAGGGGGGCUAGCAUCCGCCAUCUCGGUGGACCAAACCACAAUUAAUCUAGGCAAUCAACUAAUGUACAUCGGAGUGAUUGUACUUGAGAUUCCGUCAAAUCUCGUCCUACACAAGGCAAGCCAUUUAAUAACCCGACAUUCAAGAACUAUAAUGAUAUUAAUUACAAGGCAGAUUGGUCCCCGUUGGUGGAUUGGAGGCCAGAUAUUUGUAUUCGGUGUGAUUGCCGCUAUGCAAGUCUUCAUCCGAAACAGAACCGGCUUCCUUUUGACAAGAGCUAUUUUGGGACUUGCAGAGGCAGGGUAUAUCCCUGGGGCUAUGUUUACUUUAUCAACAUGGUACACGAGAGAUGAGAUCACCAAGCGCAUCGCUAUCUUCUUCUUUGGGAUGUUUGGUGGAACCGCCAUCUCGCCAUUGCUAGGAGCGGGAUUAUUGAGACUGGAUGGUAAAUGUGGAAUUUCAGGAUGGCAGUGGAUCUUCUUGGUGGAGGGUAUUUGGUCGGUGACUGUCUCUCUACUGCUAAUGCUUCUUCUCCCAGAUAGAGUUAAGUAUGAAAAAGAAUUGGUGAUUGAAAAACUUGACUCCUCAGAGACUCGAACUAUGAAUAAUACAUCUCGAAUACCUCUCGAGGUCGUCUGGAGUACUUUGACAAAUGUGUACAAAUGGCCGCAUUUCCUUGCAACAGCCUGUGUUUUCGCUACAUGGUGUCCUCUGACAACUUAUACGCCCAGCAUAAUCAUGUCUCUAGGCUUUUCACGUCUUCAGGCUAACGCUUUGGCUGCGAUUGGAUAUUUGUCGACUCUACCAGUUGUACUCUUCUUUGCUUGGCUGAGUGACAGAACGAAGAAACGUGGCUUCACAGUCAUGAUUGCCAUAUCAUGUUAUCUGGUCGCACUUGUCGUUCUCCGAGUCGUGCAGCCGCAUGUUGACCGAUGGAGCAAACUCGGACUUUGGACGGCCGUGAAUGGUCUGGCGGUGGGGUAUCAUCCAGUUCAUAAUGCAUGGAUCCAGAUGAAUAGUCAGAGUCCCGAGGAACGAAGUAUCAGGGUGGCUUGUCAUGACGGCCACUAG